CUCUGGCCGCUUCCGGCACGGAAGGACGAUGUGGGCGACGCGCGGAGUGCUGCGGACCUGGGCCCUCUCCUUGGCGCGGUCCCCGGGGACCCGGGCCUACGGUGGGGGCGGGGGCGUCUCCUACACGCAGGGCCAGAGCCCAGAGCCGCGGACGCGCGAGUACUUUUACUAUGUGGAUCAUCAGGGCCAGCUUUUCCUGGAUGACUCCAAAAUGAAGAACUUCAUCACCUGCUUCAAAGACCCGCAGUUCCUGGUCUUCUUCUUCUCCCGCCUGAGACCCAACCGCAGCGGGCGCUACGAGGCCUCCUUCCCCUUCCUCUCGCCCUGCGGCAGAGAGCGCAACUACCUACGCUGCGAGGACCGUCCCGUGGUCUUCACGCAUCUGCUGGCCGCUGGCCCCGAGCCCCCGCGCCUCUCCUACUGCGGCGGCGGCGAGGCCCUGGCCGUGCCCUUCGAGCCGGCGCGCCUACUGCCCCUGGCCUCCAAUGGGCGUCUCUACCACCCGGCGCCGGAGCGCGCGGGCGGCGUGGGCCUGGUGCGAUCGGCUCUGGCCUUCGAGUUCAGCGCCUGCUUCGAGUACGCGCCCGGCUCGCCCGAGCUGCCCUCGCACGUGCGCUGGCAGGGCAUACGUUUCGCCCUCACCAUGGACCUGGCCCCGCUGCUGCUCGCCGCCCCGCCGCCCUGAGCAGCGGGCUCGCAGCCGU
Messenger RNA from Mesoplodon densirostris (Blainville's beaked whale), 704 nucleotides. RefSeq names its product chromosome 13 C8orf82 homolog (gene C13H8orf82). The transcript has 3 exons. The record is from RefSeq and is a predicted model, not a curated record. Bases 29 to 685 code for a protein of 218 amino acids. Lineage: Eukaryota; Metazoa; Chordata; Mammalia; Artiodactyla; Ziphiidae.